Molecule: messenger RNA, 3207 nt
Organism: Brienomyrus brachyistius
Lineage: Eukaryota; Metazoa; Chordata; Actinopteri; Osteoglossiformes; Mormyridae
Exons: 8
Coding region: 1-2712 (903 amino acids)
Biological process (GO): DNA integration
Molecular function (GO): nucleic acid binding
Source: RefSeq, a predicted model, not a curated record
AUGGCACAUGUAACGUAUAAUAUUUCAAACCUGUUACCUCUGGAUCUAAAACAUUGUAAUGGCGAAGAUAAGAUGUAUACCUGGUUACAAACGCGACUCGAGGACUUAGUCUCUGAUAACAAGAGCCGGCUUGCUAUUCAAGUGUUGCAUAAGCGACUCAAACGAGAUUUAAUUGCAGACAUAACCGGACUGUUUGGGUCAGGGUAUUCCAUCAUAAACAGUUAUAGAAUAGCAAGACAAUCCCAGUAUACAACCUGGGUGGCUAAUCAAGUAGCCACCGGCUUCAAACACCUCUCGAAUAGCAAUGAGAACCUCAUCAAAGCAGUAAAAUCAGAAGCUCAAACCCUUCGAACAAUUAGCGCAGCCCUCUUUAACCAGACACAAUUCCACGAGCGUGAUGUAGCCUGUCGCACAUAUGCGCAAGAUUUGUUUACAGCAAGGCAGGAAAUAUUGGACCUACGUCUUAAAAAAAAAACUCCAAGGCAUGCUCUUAAUGACCUGAUUGGCAAACUUGAAUUAGAGAAAUGGAUGAAAUCAUAUAUAAGAGGAACUCUGAAAUAUUCAGAAUUACUAACCUUUUUAAUGAUGCAUACUGGUACUAAAUGUAUGGCGCUAAAGAAAAUUGCUUCCGUAAUGGACUCUCCAGAUGUCAGACGUGGAGAUGCAGCUGCCUUUGAGAGGUUUGUGCUCCAGGUCCAGUCACUGGUGGGAAUGCUGAAGACUUUAGGCCCAGAGGGAGAGGCUGAGCUGCAGUGUCGCUCACAGGUGGCCCGCCUUCUCAGCAAAUUACCACCUGAGCAGAGAGCAGAGUUCCGGCGUUAUUGGCUGAAGUAUGAGUCCUGGUGUCAAGAUGUUGAUGGACAGCUACCUUCCAAGGGGACCAAAGGUAGACCUGUGUUCAAGGGUGACAGACAAUCAAACAAGCGGCUUGCCACAGUCCUCCAUGGGGCUAAAGACAGCCUUGGAAGACAUCUACGGGUUUUACAUGAGGUCAACGUCAGGGCCUCAAAGGGAGCGGUGAAGCCUAUUGUGGAGGGGGACUCGGGCUUCAAGGAAUACCUGAAGGUCUCCCACUACGCACCAUCAGGCUGGACACUCCAAGGCCCUGCAAAGCUGGUCCGUCAGCUCAUCCAGCCACAACAGUGUCUCAUGACCUCCGUGGCCCCCCAAGUGAAUGAGCUGAUGAAUCACAUAGAGAGAUUAUGGCAGCUGGACACCAUUCCAUUUAGGAGUGAAAAGUUAGUGACCCGCUCCAAGCAGGAUCUUGAAGCCAUCAGCAUCCUUAAAUCCAAGACUACCCGUGUAGAACUGAACGGUAUACUUCGAUACGCAACCCCACUGCUCCGGCGGAAGAACAUGCCCCGCCUCCAAGCACCCAGGGAAGCUGUUAUGCCAAGCCUGGGAAGCAUAGAGAGGAGACUCAGUAGGGACCCUGAGAAAGCCACUGCCUACAAGGAAGAGAUGGAGAAGCUCAUAAAGGCAGGGAGAUUCAUCGCCCGGAGAGGAACACCAGCUGAGCUGUUUUCUGAUCAGGGAACAAACUUCCGAGGAGGGGAGAGGGAACUUCGUGAGGCCUUUGCAGCAUUAUCUCCUGACUUACAGCAACACCUGGCAAAGCAGAAAAUCCUCUUCCACUUUAACCCUCCAGCCGCUCCACAUUUCGGAGGGGUAUGGGAGCGGGAGAUCCGGUCCAUUAAGGCGGCUCUGAUCACUACAGUUGGGGCUCAGCCUGUCCCAGAAGAAGUCUUUCGGACAGCGCUCAUAGAGGUCGAAGCGAUCUUUAACUCGAAGCCCCUUGGUUAUGUUCCAUCAGAUGUGAACGAUCUGGACCCAAAAUCAGACCCAGCAACUUGGGAUAGUGAUCGUAACAGCAGUCUCCACUUCAGUUGUACAGGAUUCUUUGUAACCUUUUCUUUAAGUAAUCCAGGCCAGGUAUGGCCUAAUUCGACUACCAUACGAUCCCUGGGAACCAUAGUAAAAGACCAGGUAAUUAAGUGGGACCAUCGUAUGGGAUGCAUGACUCUGAAAGGGACUGAAACCUUAGUUAAUACUCGUGCCUGUUGCCACGAGACCACGCAUAUCAUAUCAUUUGCACCUGCAACACUUCAGCCCUUUUCACAUAACGACACAAAACUCAUCAACAUACACUCACUACAUGGACACGCAGAAGCAGUUCAAGUCUCACAUACACAAUGGUGUGUUGUCAGUGAAAUGGACUCAUUCAUCUAUGAAGGCCUUACCUGCCCUGCAAAUCACACUUUCUGCCUGGAGGUAACCGAUGACUUCACCAUGGGUCACAUCAACAUUCUGGGGAGAGUACCAUUAGAUGUUGAUGUCUCCCCAUGGUGGGACGACACCUUUUAUGAUGAAGACACGCGAACCAUGACCGAAACCAUGGAUUUAGUUCAACAGGUCAUUCUACAGAUUGACUACCACCUCCAUCAGGCGCAGGUGCCGGCCAAUUUAACAAAGAAAACUGUACAUAUCCUGACCAGCGCAUCCACACGUUCAGCGCAGUAUAUCUGCUUAUGGUGGGACUGGAUGUUUCGGAUAUGCGUUAUCGCCAGUGGCUUUAUCUUCAUCAUCACCAGACUCCAAUUCUGCUACCUCCGACAUCACAUCAAGAUUCUCAAAACAUCUACCAAAAACGCCUUCAUCCCUAGCCCUCUCCAGGUACAACCCGUACAGAGGUUGGAGACUUCUGGGACCUAGGAAAUGACCCCUCUGGGACAAUGGUCUGCCCCAAGGGGCCAAGGGGGGAACUGUAAGGACAUAAAACUUAUAGGUCUGCAGGCCCCAACACUGAUCAGCCUGUAUCAGUCUAUUUCAGAACUCCAAGAAAAGGAUCUUCUGGCCCAAGAGAAAUAUAGAAACUUCGGCUAAACCCACCAAACUGAGAGAGCCUCUCACAUGGUACAACAAGGGAAUUACGACCGCUUCCUAAAGUGAUCUGAUUGGUUGGGGACUUGAAAACCAAGAUCAGCAAUGCCCCUAAAAUUAACCAUUGACCGAAAUUGGUCAGUCUUCAGAGACAUGCCAUCACCUGGUUUGGAUACUUAAGGAAGGGCCUCAGAAGAUGUCGGAGAGUCACUCUGUAAUCAGAGCUCCCACAGAGAACUGCGCGAAAGUCCAUCUGUAGUCAGAUACUUUCCGCAGAACUUUGUGCACUCUCAGCUGAGGAAUGUGAUUGUUUAGUAUUGUAUUUGU